Molecule: messenger RNA, 1543 nt
Organism: Corythoichthys intestinalis (scribbled pipefish)
Lineage: Eukaryota; Metazoa; Chordata; Actinopteri; Syngnathiformes; Syngnathidae
Gene: serpine1
Product: serpin peptidase inhibitor, clade E (nexin, plasminogen activator inhibitor type 1), member 1
Exons: 8
Coding region: 201-1364 (387 amino acids)
Biological process (GO): negative regulation of vascular wound healing; negative regulation of plasminogen activation
Molecular function (GO): serine-type endopeptidase inhibitor activity
Source: RefSeq, a predicted model, not a curated record
ACAGAGGAACAAGUGAGAGGGAAGAGACGUGGGCGAAUGUGUCAGUGUACCAAAAGGAAACCUUUCCAGACAUUGUCAGAUGACGUCAGCAUCACAAAUUACCGCUGUGCGCGUGCUGGAAGGGCUAUAAAAGCCAAGGGACUCCUCGGUUCAUUCACAUUCAAGCGUCAGCCGCGGUGAAACGCAACACUUCAACAAGGAUGUUUUGCACGUAUGUUUGCGUUCUCCUGGCCGUGAGCGGAGGGGCUUUGAGUUCUCUGCCGGACAAACAGAGCGACCUGGGCUUGAAGGUCUUCGCCAGCUUGGCCUCGUCGGACCGCAACUUGGUUUUCUCCCCUUACGGCGUUUCGUCCGUUCUGUCCAUGGCGCAACUGGGGGCGGCGGGGAACACUCGUAAGGCCAUGACCGAGGCCAUGGGCUUUUCCCUGCAAGAGCGAGGAAUGUCUCGCCAGCAGCGCCUGAUUCAACAUGAGCUCCAUUCCGAGGAAGCUUUGGAGAUGGCUUGCGGAGUCAUGGUGGAGAGGAAGAUGAGCAUCGAGAAGGGCUACCGCCGUGCCUUAUCUAAGGCUUUCAGAAGCCACCCCCACCAGGUGGACUUCACCAAGCCUGACCAGGCGGUGGACAUCAUCAACGCCUGGGUUUCGGACCACACCGCAGGCGCCAUUCCCAAGUUUUUGACGCGGGGAUCUCUGAGCGACGAGACCCGCCUGGUGCUUCUCAACGCCCUCCACUUCCAGGGACUGUGGAAGGUUCCUUUCGACCCUAAGUUGACUCACGAGCGGAUGUUCCACAGCGCCAACGGCAGCGUCACGCCCGUUCACAUGAUGACGCUAACCAACCGCUUCAACUACGGGGAGUUUGUGACCGCUAGCGGAGAGGACUACGACGUAUUGGAGGUCCCAUACGAAGGCGACUCGCUGAGCAUGCUCCUGGUGUCGCCGUUUGAGGCCGACGUGCCGUUGAGAGCGCUAACCGCCGACCUCAGCAGCCAAAGAAUGCGGGAGUGGAGAGCCCAGCUCAGAAGCGUUCGGAGACAGCUAACAAUGCCCAGGUUUACUAUCAACUCAGAAGUAAACUUGAAGGCGGCGCUCAUCAACAUGGGCUUGGGUAACAUGUUCAAUCUCGCCACCGCUGACUUCAGCCGCAUUACCACCGACGAGAGGCUUUGCGUGUCCAAGGUACUGCAGACGGUCAAGUUCGAGGUCAACGAGCGGGGAACUAAGGGCGCGGCGGCAACAGCCGCUGUGAUGUAUUCUCGGAUGGCGGUGGAGGAGCUGACCUUGGAUCGACCUUUUCUCUUCUUGAUCCAGCACAAACAGACGGGGGCUAUUUUGUUUAUGGGCCAGUUCAAUCAUCCGGCUUAGCUAGCUAGCGCUACUUCCACUGUGCGCCACCGACUACUGCUGGUCACCUUAAGAUCAAAUCAGGAUUUUACUGACAUGACACUGAUGCACUUCUACCCGUUUUCCUUAUUGUCUUAUUGCCAUGCUGUAUUGUAUAUAUGUUGUAUUUAUUAAAAGAUGUAUAUUGUUAUUUUCAUUCA